Molecule: messenger RNA, 1591 nt
Organism: Helianthus annuus (common sunflower)
Lineage: Eukaryota; Viridiplantae; Streptophyta; Magnoliopsida; Asterales; Asteraceae
Product: glucan endo-1,3-beta-glucosidase 7-like
Exons: 4
Coding region: 128-1423 (431 amino acids)
Biological process (GO): carbohydrate metabolic process
Cellular component (GO): plasma membrane
Molecular function (GO): hydrolase activity, hydrolyzing O-glycosyl compounds
Source: RefSeq, a predicted model, not a curated record
GAUACGAAACCAAACAUAAAGCUUUUAGUAUAUUUCACCGAACGUAGCCCUUAAGUAAACCCCAUUUUAAAUGUUGUCCUAAAAAACACACACGUGAACCAUUUGCCACGUAACUCCCAACCCAAUCAUGGCGUCUCCUCCUUCCACCACCACCACCGUCGCCGCCUUCCUCCUCCUCCUCCACACCGCCAUCAUCGCCAGAUCACAACCAUACAUCGGAGUAAACUACGGCCUGGUGGCAGACAACCUCCCACCACCAUCCGCCUCCGCAAAGCUCCUCCAAACCACCUCAAUCGGAAAAGUCAGACUCUAUGGCGCCGACCCAUCAGUCAUCAAAGCCCUAGCCAACACCAACAUCGGAAUCACUAUCGGCGCCGCCAACUCCGACAUUCCAUCCAUGGCUGCUGACGUCACCUUCGCUAAAAGCUGGAUCGGCUCCAACGUAUUACCAUACUACCCCGCUAGUAAGAUCAUUCUAAUUAACGUCGGAAACGAGGUUUUACAAUACGGUACGCCGGAACUUAAAACUCAACUGUUGCCGGCGAUGAAGAACAUGCAAAGUGCACUUGAUGAGUUGUCACUGGGCGGGAAGAUUAAGGUUUCGACGGUGCAUUCAAUGUCGGUGUUGGGGCAAUCGGAGCCGCCGUCAGCCGGAAGGUUUGACCCGGGUGUUGUGGAUUUGUUGAAGGGGUUGUUGGAGUUUAAUAAGGAAAGUGGGUCCCCGUUUUUGAUUAAUCCGUACCCGUUUUUUGCUUACCAGACUGAUCCCAGACCGGAAACGUUGGCGUUUUGUUUGUUUCAGCCGAACGCUGGCCGGCCGGAUUCCGGCACGAAUGUGAAGUAUAUGAAUAUGUUUGAUGCUCAGGUGGAUGCAGUAAGAGCGGCAUUGAACGCCAUGGCCUUCAAUGAUGUCGAGAUUGUGGUCGCGGAAACAGGUUGGCCAUACAAAGGUGGUGAUGAUGAGGCCGGUGCAACCGUAGAAAACGCCAAGGCUUACAAUGGCAACUUGGUAGCUCAUCUUAGGUCCAUGGUUGGAACUCCAUUGAUGCCCGGGAAAUCCAUCGACACCUAUCUGUUUGCAUUAUAUGAUGAGGAUUUGAAGCCUGGGAAACCCUCAGAGCGCGCUUUCGGGAUCUAUAAUGUCGACUUGACACCGAUAUACGAUGCCAAACUCGCUGGUAAUCAGGGUGGUCUUGCUAAUGCACCAACUCCCACUAUAAGUCCACCGGCGGAUGCUCCUACUACUAGUGGCGCAACCACGCCUCCGACCAACUCAUCGACCACAACAACUCCUCCCAGUUCCACCACCCCUCGUGACUCUCCUACUGCACGGGUCAAUGCAUCUAAGAAUGCAGCGAGCUUGGAUAAAAUCGGUGCUGGUUUUGUUAUUGUUGUUUCUCUAGUGGUAGCUUCUAUGUUGUAGAUUGGUGUGAUAAGGUUUGGUGAUUUAAGGUUAUUUGGGUGUGCAAUUGUUUUUGUGUGUAUGAUAGGAAAUUAUAAAUGUAGAAUAUUAAUUAGUGUGAUGCUUUUUGUUGGUAUGAUCAUGUAUAUUGAAUGCAUAGCAUUUUGUAUGCGAAAUUCAAAAUUUUUA